UAUGCCUUUGAUCUUUCUAGGGUCUCUAAAUCCGCCACCGAACUACUCAGGACCGCGGUUGCCCCACCGGAAACGGCUUCCUGAGACAACACUAGAACUUGAGAAUUUAUUAGGCAUGUCACGCGUUUUUUUGGUUCUGUGGCGCAUUUGGUGACUCCAAGAGCUGCGUACGAUUAUCAUCUAAACGCCGAACGUAUUACGUGAUGGCCUGGGAAGGCAUUCAGCAGUAUCUUCCCGGUGGAUAGAUAGGCUGGCCUGAACUGCGAUCUUUCUCCCUAACAUACAUCCAUUUAAUCGUCAAGUUAUCCUGCGAUACUACCCAAACCUGCCCAAGAUGGCCGAGAUCGACCCCUUGAUUCUCUCAUUCUCGCAUCUGCCUGACUUCCCUCGGGCAAAGAGUGCACUCCAUAUGCUGAAGAAGGUGGCAUCUCUGGUGAAGCCGAUCAUGCGCGCUCGUGGUUGGAAGGUCAGGCAACUCACAGAAUUCUACCCCGAGCAACAAAACCUCCUGGGUCUCAACGUGAAUGCCGGCCACAAGAUAUGUCUCAGACUUCGAUAUGCAAGCGACCGCACACUCUUCCUGCCCAUGGAACAAGUAGUUGACACGAUGCUGCAUGAAUUAUCCCACAACAUCCAUGGCCCCCAUGAUGCAAAGUUCCAUGCCUUGUGGAAUCAAUUGCGUGAUGAGCAUGAGGCACUGGCGAUGAAAGGCUACACAGGAGAAGGCUUCUUAUCUGAAGGCCACCGGCUAGGCGGGAGAAAAAUCCCCAUGACGGAAGCCCGUCGACUCGCUCGAGCAGCAGCUGAGAAACGCCGGACACUCGGUACCGGGUCCGGGCAACGUUUGGGCGGAGCCGCACCUAGACCGGGCCAAGACAUCAGACAAGUCAUUGUUGAUGUUGUGGAGCGCCGGAACAAGACACUGCAGGGCUGUGCCAGCAAUAAUCUUAGCCAGAACGAGAUCAAGGAGAUUGCAGAUACGGCAUCUAGAAACGGUUUCAGAACUCAGGCUGAAGAAGACGCUGCGAACGAAGCCGCUAUUGCCAAAGCGCUGUGGGAGCUGGUGCAAGAAGACGAGAAGGUCAAAUACGGCGAUUCUUAUGUCCCGGCUACUGCAAGCAAUCCUACGGGAAGUGGCGGAGGAAUUGCGUCGGGACUGAGGGAGGAGAACCAGAAAAAAGGCCAAUCGUCCGAGUCACAGGCACGCCCAGCCGAGCUAGACCAGGCAAGUGAAAAUGGCAAUAGCCCUGUACCGACGGCUUGGAACUGCGAAGUAUGCACACUGGAAAACCCACUAAAUUAUCUAUGCUGCGAUGCAUGCGGGACCGAGCGAUCCGAGGCCGUCACAAAAGGCCUGAUCGAGAGGUCGUCGAAAAGGCGGCGAACAACCAUUGACCUUACCAAGCCAAAUUCCAAUCUCAAACCCGCGCGAGCCGCUGCACUGCCAACAAGACCAGGCCCAGCUGAUCCCAAUGCGCCGUCUCAGACUAAGAAGCAUCCAGCACAAUCAACUUGGACGUGUUCAUUCUGCGGCCGAGUCCGUGAGAAAAGCUGGUGGUCUUGCGAUCUUUGCGGCAAAGUCAAAGAAAGCUCUUGAGAUCAAAUAAUGUGACGAUAUGAACAAGCCCAACUGUAGCAUUACUAAGAAGAAUCUUUGGCAUCGUGGGGAGGGAAUAGGCGUAAGCUAUAGUGCACAGGGUUGCUUUAGACCAAAUACAAAAAUCCACGGGUAGCGUACCGGGGAGAUGACAUCAUUUAUACAUUGUAUUACUG
Messenger RNA from Pseudomassariella vexata, 1773 nucleotides. RefSeq names its product WLM domain-containing protein. The record is from RefSeq and is a predicted model, not a curated record. Bases 335 to 1597 code for a protein of 420 amino acids. NCBI's taxonomy places the organism in Eukaryota, Fungi, Ascomycota, Sordariomycetes, Amphisphaeriales, Pseudomassariaceae. The transcript has 2 exons.